Molecule: messenger RNA, 1024 nt
Organism: Gastrolobium bilobum
Lineage: Eukaryota; Viridiplantae; Streptophyta; Magnoliopsida; Fabales; Fabaceae
Product: small ribosomal subunit protein eS8-like
Exons: 5
Coding region: 61-714 (217 amino acids)
Biological process (GO): maturation of SSU-rRNA from tricistronic rRNA transcript (SSU-rRNA, 5.8S rRNA, LSU-rRNA); translation
Cellular component (GO): cytosolic small ribosomal subunit; ribosome
Molecular function (GO): structural constituent of ribosome
Source: RefSeq, a predicted model, not a curated record
GCGAGAGAGAGAGAGAGAGAGAGAGAGAGAGAGAGAGAGAGAGAGUAUUGCUCCACCAAGAUGGGUAUUUCCAGGGAUUCUAUGCACAAAAGGCGUGCCACUGGUGGCAAGAAGAAGGCCUGGAGGAAAAAGAGAAAGUAUGAGCUUGGUCGCCAGCCAGCUAACACUAAGCUAUCAAGCAACAAGACAGUCAGAAGGAUUCGUGUCAGAGGUGGCAAUGUGAAAUGGAGGGCAUUGAGAUUGGAUACUGGAAAUUACUCAUGGGGAAGUGAAGCUGUAACUCGCAAGACUCGUUUGCUGGAUGUGGUUUACAAUGCCUCCAACAAUGAGCUUGUGCGAACUCAGACCCUCGUCAGAAGUGCUAUUGUUCAGGUUGAUGCUGCACCAUUCAAGCAGUGGUACCUUCAGCACUAUGGUGUUGAUGUUGGUAGGAAAAAGAAAACAGCUGCCAAGAAGGACUCUACAGAGGAGGGUGAUGCUGCUGCUGAAGAAACCAAAAAGAGUAACCAUGUGCAGAGAAAACUGGAGAAGCGCCAGAAAGAUCGAAACCUUGAUCCCCACAUUGAAGAGCAGUUUGGUGGUGGGCGAUUGCUGGCCUGUAUUUCUUCUAGACCUGGUCAAUGUGGAAGAGCUGAUGGCUACAUUCUGGAAGGUAAGGAGCUGGAAUUUUACAUGAAGAAAAUCCAGAGGAAGAAGGGAAAGGGUGCUGCUUGAUUGUAGUAGUGUUUCCCAAAUUUUUAUGUGGCUUUAGUUUUUUGUUAUUGGGAGCUGGUACCAUUCAAGGUAAUGUUUUUGUGCUUCAGUUGAUACCUGUUGGUCGACAACCUUUAGGAUGAUGCUAUAGGUCAUCGUUCAGUGUUUGAAAGUUCUUAUUAGUCUUUUGCCUAUUGUCAACUGGAUUUUGUUUUGAACUGUUUUUGUUACUGAUAAUUUACAAUUUUUCUCCAUCAAACUGUUUUGCAAUCGUUAUUGCUGGAUAAAUAACUUGGGGGAAGUUCAAUGGCUGAUUAAUAGGCAAGAGGUG